Peromyscus eremicus (cactus mouse) is the source of this 3917-nucleotide messenger RNA. It is a transcript of the gene Pou3f2, whose product is annotated as POU class 3 homeobox 2. The transcript has a single exon. Gene Ontology annotation, biological process: brain development; regulation of transcription by RNA polymerase II. NCBI's taxonomy places the organism in Eukaryota, Metazoa, Chordata, Mammalia, Rodentia, Cricetidae. Gene Ontology annotation, molecular function: RNA polymerase II cis-regulatory region sequence-specific DNA binding; DNA-binding transcription factor activity, RNA polymerase II-specific. Gene Ontology annotation, cellular component: nucleus. The coding region runs from base 1 to 1338 and encodes 445 amino acids. The record is from RefSeq and is a predicted model, not a curated record.
AUGGCGACCGCAGCGUCUAACCACUACAGCCUGCUCACCUCCAGCGCCUCCAUCGUGCACGCCGAGCCGCCCGGCGGCAUGCAGCAGGGCGCAGGGGGCUAUCGCGAGGCGCAGAGCCUGGUGCAGGGCGACUACGGCGCGCUGCAGAGCAACGGGCACCCGCUCAGCCACGCUCACCAGUGGAUCACCGCGCUGUCCCACGGCGGCGGGGGCGGCGGCGGCGGCGGCGGUGGAGGAGGCGGGGGCGGCGGCGGGGGAGGCGGCGACGGCUCCCCGUGGUCCACUAGCCCCCUAGGCCAGCCGGACAUCAAGCCCUCGGUGGUGGUACAGCAGGGUGGCCGAGGCGACGAGCUGCACGGGCCGGGAGCGCUACAGCAACAGCACCAACAGCAGCAGCAGCAACAGCAACAGCAGCAGCAGCAGCAACAGCAGCAGCAGCAACAACAACAACAGCGACCGCCACAUCUGGUGCACCACGCUGCCAACCACCACCCCGGGCCCGGGGCAUGGCGGAGUGCGGCGGCUGCAGCUCACCUCCCUCCCUCCAUGGGAGCGUCCAACGGCGGUUUGCUCUACUCGCAGCCCAGCUUCACCGUGAACGGCAUGCUGGGCGCAGGAGGGCAGCCGGCUGGGCUGCACCACCACGGCCUGCGGGACGCCCACGACGAGCCGCAUCAUGCAGACCACCACCCGCAUCCGCACUCUCACCCUCACCAGCAACCGCCCCCGCCACCUCCCCCACAAGGCCCACCGGGCCACCCAGGCGCACACCACGACCCGCACUCGGACGAGGACACGCCGACCUCAGACGACCUGGAGCAGUUCGCCAAGCAGUUCAAGCAGAGGCGGAUCAAACUAGGAUUUACUCAAGCAGACGUGGGGCUGGCGCUGGGCACCCUGUAUGGCAACGUGUUCUCGCAGACCACCAUCUGCAGGUUUGAGGCCCUGCAGCUGAGCUUCAAGAACAUGUGCAAGCUGAAGCCUUUGUUGAACAAGUGGUUGGAAGAGGCAGACUCGUCCUCGGGCAGCCCCACCAGCAUAGACAAGAUCGCAGCGCAAGGGCGCAAGCGGAAAAAGCGGACCUCCAUCGAGGUGAGCGUCAAGGGGGCUCUGGAGAGCCAUUUCCUCAAAUGCCCCAAGCCCUCGGCCCAGGAGAUCACCUCCCUCGCGGACAGCUUACAGCUGGAGAAGGAGGUGGUGAGAGUUUGGUUUUGUAACAGGAGACAGAAAGAGAAAAGGAUGACCCCUCCCGGAGGGACUCUGCCGGGCGCCGAGGAUGUGUAUGGGGGGAGUAGGGACACGCCACCACACCAUGGGGUGCAGACGCCCGUCCAGUGAACUCAAGAGGGGGAGGGGCAGAGCGUGGGGCUCCCCCUCCCUUUCGGUCCAUGGUCCUUCCCGGGACCUCUAUUCCCCCUAUAACUUCUGAUUUUUUUUUAAUUUUAUUUUUUAUUAUUAUUUUCCCGGUCCCUUAAAAAAAGGAAAAAAAAAUUAGUGAAAAUAAGGGAAAAGGAAGGAACGAAGACACUGGACUGUCCUAUAACAGGUAGCAGGUGUAAUGAUGGGUUUUGACCUUUGCAAACAAGUACCCAGAAAAGGAAGUGGAAUGUCUCUUACUGAGAGAGAGGGGUGGUGUGUGAGUGUGUGUGUGUGUGUGUGUGUGUGUGUGUGUGUGAGAGAGAGAGAGAGAGAGAGAGAGAGAGAGAGAGAGAGAGAGAGAAGAGAAACUAAAUAAAUUACCAAAAAGAAAAAGAAGUCCAUCAAACCAUACACAACACAAAACUGCAGCUUCCCAAUGCUCACACGUGCUGCUGUGUUUAUUUAACAUGGGUCCCCAUCAGGAAAGAGGGAAAAAUACACUUUUUUAAACAUAGGCAAAUUUUAACCACACAAAUUUGCACUGCAAGAAAAUUGAAGUUUACAUGAACAAGUUCAACAUUUUUUUUUUUCUCAAUACCCACUGCUAAUUCUGAAACGGUCCUUUUCAGUUGUUUUGGUUUGCCUUACCCAGUGGAGAGGACAGAAGCCAGCUCUUGGCCCCCCUCCUUUUCUAGUGUUCUGAUGUCCCUUGUUCUUAUCGCUUGUAAACUUUGGUUUUCUUCAAGUCCCCCAGACCUGGUGUAACAUUUAUUGGCUCUUCAUCAAAGCGAAGUGAUUGGCUUCAUAUAAAAUAAAUAAAUGUUUGCAUUCAGGAAAUGUGUAUGGUUUGCCCGCUUUAUGCAAGGCAGGAAUACUGUUUGCAAUAUAUAUGUAAGAAUCGAGCACUGCUUUUUGUAAACUACAAAGUAAACUUCAUUUUCAGGCAGUAUUUCUGGGUAGGGGAGAAAAAGAAAAAUCAAUAGUGAGUGACCGGUCACUUCAUUUUAUCAGGCAGAACCGUUGUGAAAGAAUAAGAAUAAGAAGUGCUAGGUUAAAUAUAUUGCUAGAGUUGUCCAACAGAAAGAAACUGGGAACUCUGAAGAGAAUUGGGAAACACACUGUGUAGUUCUCUGCCUUUGGGUCCAAUAACUUAAUUAUAAGGGAUUAGUUUUGAUGACAGCAGUGGUUAAACUUUGUCCCUCUACUAGGUCUUUUUUUUUUUUUAACAUAGAGAAAAUAACCCAGGAACUUGAUAACAUAUGCAUAGACUGUGUUUCUUAGCACACAAAUGCAUACACCAUACAUGCAUAUAUAUACAUACAUGUGCAUAUAUGUGAGCGUAUAUAUAUAUGAUAGGCAGGUUUUGUCUUCAACAGUUCAUUUGUUUAUCAAGUCAUAUUUUGGGUCUUACAUCAUCUUCCCCCAUAAUUUAUUACAGAAAACUAUCAGUUCAGCUUGGGCAGAGUUCUCCCCCUCUUUCAUUAAGGAGGACAAAUGAGGGGGGAAUUUUCAACACUUCCUUCCUCCCCCUUUGUUAAGAAUUUUUUCAGUGCAUUUUUUUUAACCUUGUCCCAAUGGGAAAUGGUUUACUCCCAAAACAAUAGAAUAUUCUGGAAGGUAUAGGUAAAAUAAAAACAACCAAAAAAACAAAAAAAAAAGGUUAUGACUAUAUUAAAAUUAACACCACUAAACUGUGAUCAGUUAAAAAAAAUUAAAUAGUUAUCAGCACAAAAGGGCGCUAAAAGGGAAAAUACUUUUUUAGUAACCUUAAAUGUUUGGGAUUUUAUUUCUUUGUUAGGUAUUAGAUAAAUGUUUAUUUUUAAAAAUUUAAUUCUCACUACCAUAAAAAUAUGGUUCAACAUCAGAUUAGCAUUGCACUCAAUAGUUAAGGUUUUAGGAAAUAUGCUUUAUCCAGGAUUGUCUUUUCAAACAGCUGUGGUUGUUUCAUUUUCAAUGUUUUUGCAAGAUAAAUGGUGACUUAUAAUGGGCAUAUUUAUUUGCCUGUAUUUCAUUUCCCCCAAUGAAUGUCACAGGAGAUGGCAUGGAGCUAUUUCAGGUUAUAUCACACUGCUUGCUCCUGAUGCGUGGGGACUAGCCUUCAGUGAAGCUAUCCAGAGAAGGGCAAAUAGCCAAUGGUAAAAGGAGGAAAUGAAUUUGCAGACACUGACAAGUAGGUAAGGUUAGAAGCUGGGGUUCCAAGGAUGUGUCUACAGCUUCUCUUGCUUUCAUGGGCUUACAGAAUUGAAAGUUACCACUGAACCUUACCAUAUGUAUAUAUGUUUAAUAUCUGUCUUUUGAAAUGCAGAAAUAGUUUAAAUGUUUCUUUGUCUAUUUUUCUUUUUUAAUGCUACCCAGGGAUAUAUUUUCAUAUCGUUUUACGUGGCCUGCCUCAAUGUAUAUUUAUUUCUUUUGGAGCAAAAGGUUCUGAAAACUGGUUUUCUGUAGCUUUAAAUGAGUAGGUAGCAAGAUCUAUAUGGGAUGUCAUUUUUUGUUCAGUUUCUUUUUUUAAAAAAUGCUUUGUUUUGGUACAUUUGAUUGUGCUUGUGGGGAAAAUAAAG